Chelonia mydas (Green sea turtle) is the source of this 933-nucleotide messenger RNA. RefSeq names its product olfactory receptor 52R1. Gene Ontology annotation, cellular component: membrane. The record is from RefSeq and is a predicted model, not a curated record. NCBI's taxonomy places the organism in Eukaryota, Metazoa, Chordata, Testudines, Cheloniidae. Gene Ontology annotation, molecular function: G protein-coupled receptor activity; olfactory receptor activity. Gene Ontology annotation, biological process: G protein-coupled receptor signaling pathway.
AUGUCAUGUCUAAACACCAGAACCCACUCCCACCCUGCCACCUUCCUCCUGGUCAGCAUCCUUGGGCUGCAGGAGGCCCAGUUCUGGAUCACCUUCCCUUUCUGCAUCGUGUAUGUCAUUGCUGUGCUGGGAAAUGUCAUUGUUUUCUGCAUUAUAAAGACUGAGUCGAGCCUGCAAGAGCUGAUGCACCUCUUCCUGGCCAUGCUGGCCAUCACUGACCUGGUUCUAUCCAUGUCCACCCUGACCAAAAAGCUGAGCAUCUUCUGGCUGGGCUCCAGAGAGAUCGGGUUCCAGGCCUGCCUCACCCAGAUGUUCUUUGUCCACUCCAUCUCGUCGGUGGACUCGGGCAUGCUCUUGGCCCUGGCCUUGGAUCACUACAUGUCCAUCUGCUGCCCCCUCUGGAACUCCAGCAUCCUGUCCGUCCCAGCCAUAGUGACAAGGGGGAGCCUGGUGCUGGCACACGGGGUCCUUCUGGUGAGCCCCUUCUCCCUCCUUGUCCUCAGGCUGCCCUUCUGCCAGCGCUGCCUCCUCUCCCACUCAUACUGCGAGCACAUGGCCGUGGUGAAGCUGAGGUGUGGGGACGCUACAGUCAGUGUCAUUUAUGGCCUGUUUGUGGCUUUUAUGGUGGUGGAAUUUGAUGUGCUUAUCAUCUCUGUGUCCUCUGCUACGAUCCCCCAGGCCGUGCUGAGUCUCUGCUGUCUCAAGGCCUUCAGCACCUGCACAUCUCUCUUGUGUGUCAUCCUGGCGUACUACAGCCCUGGCCUCUUCAUCUUCCUCACCCACCCCUUUGGCCUCAAUGUUCCCCACCAUGUCCACAUCCUGGUGGCCAAUCUCUGUGGGUGCCCCCCCAUGCUAAACCCUGUUGUGUAUGGGGUGAAAACCAAACAGAUCCGGGAAAGCGUGCUCCAUAUCUUCCAGCAGAAAGGAAUCUGA